Molecule: messenger RNA, 1324 nt
Organism: Paramecium sonneborni
Lineage: Eukaryota; Ciliophora; Oligohymenophorea; Peniculida; Parameciidae
Source: the annotation of a GenBank genome assembly
CAUUAUUUAUGCAACAAUAUAAAAAAACUCAAUAUAAAUUGAUUUUGGUAUUGGUUGGAUUACCAGCAAGAGGAAAAACUCAUAUUUCUUAUAAAUUAAAUAGAUAUUUGAAUUGGAUUGGAUAUAAGAGUGAAAUCUUUUCAAUAAAAGGAGCAUAAUAAAAGGAUGAUAAAUUAGAUUAAAUUAUAGACUAUGAGUUAGAAAUAGAUCCAGAGAAUUAGUAAGUAAGAUAGAUUUUAAAUUUAGAUUGUAGAAGUUAGGUAGAAACUAUCUUUUUAAGCUGCUUAACAACUAGUGACUUUUUUAUAAACUGAAGGUGAUAUUGCUUUAUAUAAUGGAUUAACUAAUACAAAAUGUGAUAGAUAAAAAUUGAAAUCUUUCUUCAAAGAAUAACUCUAAUUGGAAUUUUAGGUAUUUUGGAUCGAAUCAAUUUGUGAUGAUCCUUAAGUAAUUGUAAAUAAUAUUAAUGAAUCGAAAUAAAGUAGAUUUAAAGAUAAGACAAUUGAAUAAUUUAUGAAUCAUAUAAAUGUAAUAUCAUAAGAUUACUAAACUCUUGAAAACAUAGAAAAUUUAUCAUACAUAAAACUAAUUAAUAUAGGUAAACAAGUAAAAGUACAUAUGUUGGAAGGCUAUUUAUGUUCGAAAAUAGUUUCUUUUCUUUUAAAUUUACAUGCAAACAAUAGAUAAAUAUAUUUAGUAAGAUCAUGUUAAACAGAAUAUCAUAUACUUGAUAAAAUAGGAGGAGAUCCAGAAUUAUCUGCAAUGGGAAAAUAACAUAGUCAAUAAUUAGGAGAUUAUUUUAUUGAAGAAUUAAAAGGAAAUAAAAAUGUAAGUAUAUUUUUUAACAUUUAUUAGAUAACAUUUUUUACUUCUUAGAUGAAAAGAGGAAUCUAAACAGCUGAUAUUGUUGGUGAAAAAUUAGGAAUAAUAGCAUUGAAAACAAAAAAUUUAGAUGAAAUAGAUUAUGGAAUAUGUGAUGGAUUAACAGUGAAAGAAAUAGCAGCAAAAUAUCCAAAAUAGAUUAAGGAAAGAAAAGCUAAUCCUCUUGAAUUUAAAUAUCCAAGAGGAGAGUCAUUCUUAGAUGUAAUUCAUAGAGUUGAACCAAUCAUUUAUGAAAUUGAAAGAUCUAGAGAUCCUGUUUUAAUAAUAGCACAUGUUGCUGUUUUAAAGUAAAGAAAUUUAUUAAAAAGAUAGAUGUUUAUAUGCUUAUUAUCAUUGUAAUUAAAUUAGUGAAAUCCCAAAUAUUGAGAUUCCUAUUAAUUGUGUUAUUAAGUUAGUACCAAUACCUUAUCAUUGUCUUGAAAGUAGAGUAAUUAUUAAAUGA